AUGUUUUUGACAGCCCUGGAAGCUUACAGCCAUACCAAACAAAUCAACAAGGUACGCAAUACCUUCAAUACCUACAAGUUCAACUAUCGGUUGAAAAUGAGCUCUUAUAUACAGUAUAUGCAAGCCGUCAUCAAUUGUCAGGACAUACCAACCGCCAUUCAAAUUUUUCGAGAUAUCCAUAGUCAUCCUCGAUUAAAAUUUCAACCUGUCGUUUCUCAAUGCCUAGCGCUAAUAUUACCUUUCUUGAUUCAAAAUCACAAUUUUGAUGCAGCUUUGAAAUUGACAGAUGAGUUUAUUGAAAGCCAACAGCAACAACAUCAUGCAAAAUGGCAUGCGAACUCAAAACUAUAUAUAACUCAAGUGUUAUGGCAAGGUUUUUUGACCUAUUUACCAUUACCUUCACCGUCAACUUCAAUAUCCGAUGGACAUGCACUUAUACCUGUAGAUGGUACUAAUGUGCCUCUAACUUCAAAAUCUUUAGAAACGUUCGUAGAACAGUAUGCCCAAGAUUUAUUCAAUUUGAUUCGGUUAGCCCAUCCAUAUGUCCAGCCAACGGUGAAAACAUGCAAUGCCCUAAUCCAAUUGAGCGGCAGCGAUCAGCAACAGUUUAAAUCAAUUCUUCAAUGGAUGAAGAAUUCAAAUAUUCAACCUGAUGCAGAAACAAUUGGUGUUAUUUUAGAUCAGUCUUAUUCUCAAAUUAUAACACCGGAAAGAGCGAAGGAGCUGUAUCAAAUACUGAAAGAACAAUCUACAAUAACAACAACAGGGAAAAGUGAGAAUUUGAGCCGUACAUUAUGUAAUGCGUUCGUCAAGUUAUUGCCGUGUGAGGAUGUAUAUCAAUUAGAAAUUGAAGCCAAAGGAAAAGGAAUCUUCAUUGAUCCUUUAUCGAUGAUUAAAGGAUUUAUACGUAGGAAAGAAUUUGAAAAAGGUUGGACAUGGCUACAGCAUCAACAACAUCAACAACAACAACAGCAGCAGCAGUGUAAAAUUACCCUGGAUACUUACGCAACAUUAUUGGAAGGACUGUUACAAGCAGGUCAAUGGAACUCUCUGAUCCAAUAUUACGUUUCUUUGGAACAACAAUAUGGUCGACAAACGAUGAACACGCAUCGUAAAUUGGUUUCAUGUGCUCUUACGGCUCAUUUAGCCAAGCACGACAUCGAUAGCAGCCUUCAAUUAUUGAAAUCACUCAGAAAUCAAAUGACUCCCACACAUAUUUAUAAAACUACUCUCAAUCUGUGUCGACUCGAAUCUGAAAAGUCUGGGUACCCAUUAAUCUAUGGUAGUCAGAUCGUCAAAUCACUGCGGAUCAUGGAAAGUACACUGCAUGUCUAUUUAGACGCUGAAAAAAUGGCGCGUAUCAUUGCAAAACUGGGUCAUCGUGGUGAAUGUCGGGAGGCGCAUAUGCUCUAUCGAUAUGUUCGAGAGGGUGGCCAUGCCGUAGCACGUGCACGUGGAGGUGAUAGUCGUAUUUAUCGCGCUAUGAUGUCAGCUGCAACAUUGAAUAAUAGAAUGGAUUUGCUGGAACGAACGUGGCAUGAGAUGUGUUAUCGAAAAUGUCGAUUUCUUGAUGAGCCAUUUGAGAAGGAGCAGCCAAAUUUGGCGGCUUUCAAUGUAUUAUUGAAUGGUUAUGCUUCUCAAUUGCCCCGACCUGAUAUUAACCGUAUCAGCCGGAUUUAUGAGCGACUGUUAGAACAAGGAUUGCAACCUAAUCUAGUUACAUACAAUAUUUUGAUCAAAACAUUUGUGAAUUGUGGUAAUAUGGAUGCAGCUCAUCAACUGUUUGACGUCAUGAUCAAGGAGCAAGUAUUAGACAAAGGGGAUAAUAACAGCAACGUACGCUUGUAUACUAGCAAUACAUUGCUUAGCGGUUGGAUCCGCCAAGCACAAUGGGAUAAGGUGGAAAAUUUCGUCAAAGAUCAUAGAGAUAAAUUAGAUAUUGUGACAUUUAAUAUGCUGGUACAAUGCUUUUUACAUCUGAAUCCGAAAACUGUAUCAGCAUUGAAAUUACUGAAAUACCAACAUCAAUGGAAAGUGAGAGAAAAUUUCCAACAAGAAUACGCCAAAUGUAUGUCAAGUGAUAAAAUUUGGAAUUUAUUUGAAUCGGUGACAGGUUAUACUCGCCAUACAAUAGAGAAUAUACCAUUAGUACACUCAACCACUUCACCGACGAGUAUAUCUACUUUAAGCAUACCGGCUUGGCAUACAUUGCUGAAUUCUAAUGAUACCAGCAGCAGAAAGAAGGCCGAGGGCGGAUUUAUAGACUAUUUUGUAAAUGUCAAAGAACCUAACGAAGCUACUUAUAAUCUAUUUAUGAAGGCAUUUACCCAAGUCAACGAUCAAGCAUCUGCCAAGUCAAUAUAUUCAUGGCUGAAAUACCAGCGACAACAAGAGCUGUUGUAG
Molecule: messenger RNA, 2403 nt
Organism: Mycotypha africana
Lineage: Eukaryota; Fungi; Mucoromycota; Mucoromycetes; Mucorales; Mycotyphaceae
Exons: 2
Coding region: 1-2403 (800 amino acids)
Molecular function (GO): protein binding
Source: RefSeq, a predicted model, not a curated record